AUAAAGUCUUCAGUCAUUUUUCAUGAAACUUUGUAGAGGUAGAUCUCUCUUGUGUUUGUAUAGAGAACUAACUGGCUCAUGCAUUUACAGUUUAGUAAAGAAAGAGAAAAUGCUGUGAAAAGUAAAUACUAUGAAUUAUUGCUCUGUGUGUGUGUGCCUGUGUGUUUAGGGGACAGAUCUGUGAAUGAAAGAGCAGUGGAAUUUUUUUUUCUUUAAUCAGUCUACACCUUCCUUUCUUUCAUGUAUGUUAUCCUGUGCCCCAGAUUGCUCUGAAAUCUUUUUUAUGCAAGAACUUAGUUUGCAGGGAAAAGACAAUGUAUUGCCUCAUGUUUACAUUGCCUUAUGCUUAUAAAGUUAUUCUUAUUAUUUAUUUUAUAGACAGGCACUUAGUAAAAAUGUGCACAAUGUACUCUUUAAUGGAUAUCCGUGGUCAGAUAUAUGGAUUUCUUUCUAUGAUCAUAAUUGUAAAUGCCUUUACCGCUUUCAUUUGUCUGUACAGAAGACUCAGGAAGCUAGAGCUCUUUUGAUUUUUGCAGCCUUUACAAUCAUAAGUCCUUCUAAUCUCGACUACUGAUUUCUUCUCUGUCUCCUGCUCAUUGUUGAAAAGGCAGAGCUAUUUUUACCUUUCGCACACUUUAGCUGGAGGAUCCUUCCUUGGGGGGUGAGGGGGAAGGUGUUUGAGCCUUUCACAAUCAUCUCCUUUUGAUGGUUUGCUUGAAUGUGAUCACCGUAGCUGAUUUCAUGCAUUGAUAAUGAAGGCAUAGGUUGCCGGCUUCUCUGCAUAAAUCCACCUCAGACUUGUAGGCUGACAGUGCUCCCGCCUUUCAGUACACAUGAAGAUAUAGGACUGAAAUUGCUUUGCUUUCUUUACAAAUGACUCAGAGUGUGCUUGUCCUUCCCUAAAAUGUUGCCAGCGUGUAAAGGAUUUUCAAUGAGCGAUGCAAUAAGCCUGUGUCUGGGAAGGUUUGAAGCUGCAUUGAUAUAACAUUGUACUGUCACACAGAUGAUCAGGGCUGGAGCCAGAGCUCUGUAGCAAGAACUGGGCAUCAGACUGGUCACACACGGGAAGUUUGGUUUACCAACUUGGUUGCUAUUUAAGCUGGUGAAACAGAGCUGCCAUAAUGUGGAGUGGACUUCCUAGUAGAGGCAGUACAUGCCACAGUACUACACUUCCUGCACUUGUGCGUACACCUACCCUGAUGAUGCAGCCUUCCCUGGAUAUCAAACCAUUUAUGUCUUUUCCAGUGGACAGUAGUUCUGCUGUUGGGCUCUUUCCAAAUUUUAACACAAAAAGAAGAGGCUUGUUUGGGACCAAUAAAUUCUGCCAGAUGGAUCCUGUGCAAAAGGCAGUUAUAAACCACACAUUUGGAGUAUCCAUUCCUCCAAAGAAGAAACAAGUUAUUUCUUGUAAUGUCUGUCAGCUUCGUUUUAACUCUGAUAGCCAGGCCGAGGCCCACUACAAAGGAAGUAAGCAUGCCAAGAAGGUCAAAGCGCUUGAGGCAUCGAAAAAUAAACAAAAAGCUGGUUCUUCCAAGGACAGCGCAAAGGCUAAUCCCAGCUGCUCCAUCCCACCAGUCCCAGGCAACAGCUCUGACAAAUCAGAAGAUAAAGGAAAGUUGAAAGCCAAUAGUUCUGUUCAACCUUCGAGCACUGAUGGAGGUUUAUUUCUAUCCAAACCCGGAGCAACAACCCCUUUACCCCUGGGAGCAGUGACCUCGCCUUCCAAAAGCACCAACGGAGCCCCCAGUGCCGUUUCUGAAUCAGAAGAGGAAAAAGCCAAAAAAUUACUUUACUGUUCACUAUGCAAAGUGGCUGUGAACUCUCUGUCACAGCUAGAGGCCCAUAACACAGGAUCCAAACACAAGACAAUGGUUGAAGCUCGCAAUGGGGCUGGUCCAAUUAAGUCCUACCCGAGACCGGGAUCCAGGUUAAAGAUUCAGAAUGGCAGCAAGGGUUCAGGAUUGCAGAACAAAACGUUUCAUUGUGAAAUCUGUGAUGUUCAUGUGAAUUCGGAAAUUCAGCUUAAGCAGCACAUUUCUAGCAGAAGGCACAAGGACAGAGUAGCGGGGAAGCCCAUGAAACCCAAGUACAGCCCUUACAACAAACUGCAGCGGAGCCCAAGUAUUUUAGCCGCAAAACUUGCAUUCCAGAAAGAUAUGAUAAAGCCUUUGGCCCCGGCUUUCCUCUCCUCUCCUCUGGCUGCCGCAGCAGCUGUCUCAUCUGCACUGUCCCUGCCUCCUCGGCCAUCUACAUCAUUAUUCCAGGCUCCAGCCAUACCACCAGCCCUCCUGAGGGCAGGCCACGGACCCAUCCGAGCAACUCCUGCAUCCAUCCUUUUUGCUCCAUACUAACACGUAAAAAUGAUGAUUGUUGUGGCCAGUAGGAAAGUUAAGAAAGGAAGCACACACAAAAAGGGAUUGAAUAAUUGAACCAUUUUACUUGGAAAGGCUUCCCUCAGAAUGCAGUAAGACCCGCUCCACUCUCUCUCCUUCCCUCUGCCCUUCCCUAGAUGCACUCAAGGAUGCUCACAGACAGGUCCUAUCACUCGGGAGUCUGUACCUCUUAGGGUUGGGUCCAGCUCUCCUCCUCGCCUCCAAUCAUGUUUAAUUGGAUGUCUGAGACAUUUGGUUUCCUGAAAACAAGUUGCUCAGAAAAGACACAUCACCCAAAUUCUCUGGUUGUAUUUCCACGGGUGUGAGCUUACUGGGAAAAAAAUGGAUUACUUUCCUGACAGACUUGAAAACUAGGGUCUUCCUCUUGCUUCUGUAAAUAAAUCUUUGGAAUCCAACUGGGCAUAUUCUAGUGUGGGGAAAAAAUUAGAUUAACAAAAGUGCUUAAUUGUGGAUAACAUCCUAUUAAUGGAUUACCAAUGUUUUCUUUCCCGUGUACUGUUGUUGACAGGGAUUGUGUACUGUUUUAGACCCAAGUCCUGUUGUACUUCGUGUAGUACUAGAACUGUAUCUCCUGUCUGAAUUAAACAUUUUAGUUGCUGUGUAAAUGUUAGGAAGCAACGCAGCUUUGAAGUGUAUUUUUUAUUUUUUUUAAAGAAAAACAAGAUAAUGAAGAAUUUCUUUUAUUUCAUGUUUUAUUUAGAAAUAUUUUUUAAAAAUAGAAAGCCAUAUAAUAUAGUUAUGAUUACUACCUGUUUGCCAUUUGUUUAACUUAUUUUGUCGCUUCCUCACUAGUUUAAGUUGUUAAGCAAUGUACAAAACAAAACAAAAAAGGAAAAUACCUGAGCUUCCUAAAUGCACAUUAUCUCAGCUCAUGUGUGUUCUGCAAGAAGACAAUGAAUCCAUGUAUUUAUACGUAAAUAAUUUCUCCCUCCAUUUCUAACCUGUUUUCAUUUGUAACAAUGCUACAUAAUUUUGUGGCUCCCUAAUGCAAUAAUGUACAGGAUAUAAAGUAUUUAUAAUUAAACAACUAGUCUUUUCUGUUGAUUGAAUAUAUUGCAGGUUCUGCCUCCCUGUCCCCACCUCCUUUUUUUUUUAAGUCGAUAUCAGUACGAGUGAACUACUUGUGAUAUCAGGGGUGACAGAUAUAAUAAAAGCAACAAAAUAGAACUAACUCUUUUAGAACAUCUGUAUCUGCAAUCUGUAAAUGGUAAAAUGUCUGUGUAUUUUUUUAAAUGUACCUUUGCAAUAAAAGAGUAUGGAAAAA
Molecule: messenger RNA, 3657 nt
Organism: Monodelphis domestica (gray short-tailed opossum)
Lineage: Eukaryota; Metazoa; Chordata; Mammalia; Didelphimorphia; Didelphidae
Source: RefSeq, a predicted model, not a curated record